Molecule: messenger RNA, 1620 nt
Organism: Suillus paluster
Lineage: Eukaryota; Fungi; Basidiomycota; Agaricomycetes; Boletales; Suillaceae
Product: cytochrome P450
Exons: 12
Coding region: 1-1620 (539 amino acids)
Molecular function (GO): oxidoreductase activity, acting on paired donors, with incorporation or reduction of molecular oxygen; heme binding; iron ion binding
Source: RefSeq, a predicted model, not a curated record
AUGGCUCUUCUGAGAGUCUGCGGGUCGAGCAUCUUCGCUUUCAUUAUAUGGAGGCUCAUUAAACGUUAUCGUACACCCAAGUCUCCUCUCGCUCACAUCCUCGGACCAAAGAAAGAGCAUUGGUUGAAAGGCAACUUUCACCGUAUAUUCCAAGAUGGUCUGCGGUACAACCUUGAUUUGGUGAAGCAAUACGGUGGGGCAGUCAAGAUUUACGCCCUUCUUGGGGUGAAGGCUCUCAUUUUGGAUCAAGAACAACUGUACAUAUCAGAUCCACUUGCUCUGCAUCACAUCGUCGUGAAAGAACAAAAUGUCUACGAGGAGACCGAUAUGUUCAUUGUGGGCAAUCGACUCAUCUUUGGCGAGGGCCUUAUAGCUACUCUUGGCGAACAACACAGGAAACAGCGCAAGAUGCUAAAUCCAGUAUUUUCUCUCGCAAAUAUGCGCGAUCUGCUUCCUGUAAUUCAGCCUAUCGCUGAUCAAUUACGCACCAUCUUGAUGGCAAAAAUCCCAGCUGACGGCUCGGUUGUGGAGGUCAACUUACUUCCGUGGGUGUCAAGAGGGGCACUAGAAUACAUAUGUCAGGCAGCACUCGGACACUCAUUCGAUGCACUCGAUCCAACAAAAGAAAACGAGUACAUAGAAGCCAUCAGGACACUUGCACCAUCCACGCUUCGUCUAAUCUUCCUCCGCCCGUUUAUCCCUAUGAUUGUGCGACGAUUUUCCUUGUAUUGGAGAAACAAAAUGAUGGACUGGAUGCCGAGUGACGCACUGAAAAAUCUUCGGCAUGUGGUAAACGUGAUGGACACUGCUAGCAAGAACAUUUUUGCCGAGAAGAAAGUAACCUUAGAGAACGAAGGCUUCGUCGGAAAUGUCGGGAAAUGCAUGAAAGUACGAGCCAACGCGUCUUCUUCUAAUGACGAUCGAUUGACGGACUCGGAAUUACUGGGACAGAUGAACACGAUCAUCUUUGCGGGCUUUGAAACGACUACCAGUGCUACAUGCCGCAUUCUUUGGAUUCUGGCCGAAAAGCAGGACGUUCAGGCACGACUACGAAGUGAAAUCCGCAAGGCUAAACGAGAAUAUGCGGCUGCGCAGGGCCUGUCCGGCCCUUGGGAAGACGUAGAAGUACCCUACGACACGCUUAUGGCGCUACCUUAUCUAGAUGCCAUCGUUCGUGAAACACUUCGAGUUUAUCCUCCGACUUCUCUUCUCAGCCGAACUGCUCGUCAGGCUUCUGUUCUUCCAUUGCAUCAGCCAAUCCGGUCUGCGUCCGGCGAAAUGAUCUCUUCAAUCUAUGUUCCGGAAAACACAACGCUCAUUAUUUCCAUCUUGGCCUCAAAUCACAACAAGGAGAUCUGGGGCGAGGACGCCUCGGAAUGGCGUCCCGAACGGUGGCUGUCACCUUCUGGUGAGCGGCUCCACCUGGGAGAUGGUGAAGGCGAUUCCAUGAGCGGUGGAAUCAAGGAUGGUAUGAAAUACCCUGGCGUCUAUGGUUUAAUAAGGGCUGAAAGCCGUGGUGAACGCAGGAUGACGUUUCUCGGAGGGGGUCGUGCAUGCAUCGGCUUUAAAUUCGCAGAGAUGGAAAUCAGUACGCUUUCUUGUCUUUUCCGCAUGCAGUGA